UGCUCCUGCCCCGGGAAGAGGCUCAGCACAGAAGGAGGAAGGACAGCACAGCUGACAGCCGUGCUCAGAAAGAUUCUGGAUCCCAGGUUCAUCUCCACGGAGAAAAACACGCAGGCAGCACAGACCAUGGGGGCCCCCUCAGCCCCUCCCUGCACACUACACAUCACCUGGAAGGAUCUCCUGCUCACAGCAUCACUUUUAAUCUUCUGGAACCCGCCCACCACUGCCCAAGUCAUGAUUGAAGCACAGCCAAACAAAGUUUCUGAGGGGAAGGAUGUUCUUCUACUUGUCCACAAUUUGCCCCAGAAUCUUGCUGCCUACAUCUGGUACAAAGGGCAAAUAAUGGACCUCCACCAUUACAUUACAGCAUAUGUAAUAGACACUGAUACAAUUAUAUUUGGGCCUGCAUACAGUGGACGAGAAACAGUAUAUUCCAAUGCAUCCCUGCUGAUCCAGAAUGUCACCCAGAAGGACACAGGAUCCUACACCAUACAAAUCAUAAAGCGAGGUGAUAGGACUGAAGCAGUAACUGGACGUUUCACCUUAUACCCGGAGCUCCCCAAGCCCUACAUCACCAGCAACAACUUCAACCCCAUGGAGAAUAAGAAUGUUGUAGCCUUAACCUGUGAACCUAAGACUCAGAACUACACCUACGUGUGGUGGGUAAAUGGUCAGAGCCUCCCAGUCAGUCCCAGGCUAAAGCAACCCGGUAAAAACAGGUUCCUCAUUCUACCCAAUGUCUCAAGAAAUGACACAGGACCCUAUCAAUGUGAAAUACGGGACCGAGUUGGUGGCAUGCGCAGUGACCCCAUCACCCUGGAUGUCCUCUAUGGUCCAGAUUUCCCCAGGAUUUUCCCUUCAUUCACCUAUUACCAUUCAGGAGAAAACCUCUACUUGUCCUGCUUCGCGGACUCUAACCCACCAGCAGAGUAUACUUGGACGAUUAACGGGAAGUUUCUGCAAUCAGGACAAGUGCUCUCUAUCCCCCAAAUUACUACAACGCAUAGCGGGAGCUAUGGUUGCUGUGUUCGUAACUCAGUCACUGGCAGGGAACGUUCCACAUUCAAGACGAUCAAAGUCUCUGCUCCUUCAGGAAAAGGACAUAUUCCUGGCCUUAAUCCCAUAUAGCAACCGUGAUGUCAUUUCUGUAUUUCAGGAAGACUGGCAGAUAGUUGGUUUGACUCUUCCUCGAAGUAUUUACAAUCAGCUAUAGUCCAAAAUUGCUUUUUCUUCAAGGAGAUAUAUGGAAAAGACUCUGACAAUGACUCUUGAAUGCAAGUUUCUGAUAAUUUCAAGAUCAUACCACUGGACUCUCUGAGAGCUGUUAAAAUUUUAAUGAACAGGCUGAUACCUUCAUGAAAUUCAAGACAGAGAAGAAAAAAACUCAAUUUCAUUGGACAAAAUAAUCAAAAGGAUAAUGUUUUCAUAAUUUUUUAUUUGAAAAUGUGCUGAUUCUUUGAAUGUUUUAUUCUCCAGAUUUAUGAACUUUCUCUUUUAAGCUAUUUAUACUUUACAGCAAUUUGGUAAAGUAUACUUUUGUAAACAAAACUUGAAAUAUUUGCUUUGUCUCCCUAUCUGAGUAUCCCAGAAUUGGGAAACUAUUCAUGAGUAUUCAUAUGCUUAUGGUAAUAAAGUUAUUUGCACAAGUUCA
Molecule: messenger RNA, 1651 nt
Organism: Rhinopithecus roxellana (golden snub-nosed monkey)
Lineage: Eukaryota; Metazoa; Chordata; Mammalia; Primates; Cercopithecidae
Product: pregnancy-specific beta-1-glycoprotein 3-like
Exons: 6
Coding region: 127-1128 (333 amino acids)
Biological process (GO): regulation of immune system process; signal transduction
Cellular component (GO): cell surface; plasma membrane
Molecular function (GO): protein tyrosine kinase binding
Source: RefSeq, a predicted model, not a curated record